GGUGAUCUGGUGCACGGAGUUUUACUUGCGGCUGAAACUCGUCUCUUAAGGUGGCAGAACACAGUAUUUAUGCGCGACCCCCGGGGUAGUACGGAUAAAUUUGUUGAAGGAGAGGUAAAAAGCCUUGUUUGAGAGGCACAGCCUGUGCUGGUGGUCGCGGAAGGUGUCGACUCUGAGACUGUAUGAUUUGGAUUGUCGAAGAUUUCUACUUCGUGUAUAAAUUCGCCCCAUUACGCAACUACCCUUCUCGUGUGAGACGGCUGCAGUUAUUUGACCUUCACCUCGUUUCAACGUGGGCGUGAGAAGGUGAUACGCCGAAAAGAUUUUGUUUGGGAAUAUUUUGUGGCGUGUUCCCUGAACUCGAACAUAUCGGUUUUUGGUAUUCCUAAAGUGCACCCUACUUUAUUGUCUUCCGCGUCGAAGCCAGUGGCCUUGUGGCUCUUAACUAUAGAAAUUCCCAUAGGCCGAAAACUGUGUUCUGAUACCUUCAACAAAUUAUGGCGGCCCCGCCCUCGGUAGCGUUGCUGUCCACGAUCGUGUUCUGUCUCUCCCCGUGUGCCACGGGCUCUCCUAACAGACUGGUGGCUUUCCUCGUUGACGGCUUGCGGUGGGACUAUCCGUUCAACGACCCUGAACUGUCGGAGUUUCAGGCCAUGGCCAGGGACGGGGCGCGAGCGAGAUACGUCACGCCGGAUUUCCCUGUCAAGUCGUUUCCAAACUACUACACCAUCAUGACAGGUCUACACACGGAAAGUCACGGCAUGACGGGAAACUACAUGCAUGACGUCAUGCGCAACACCUCGUUCCUGUUGGGCACUAACCCGGAGUCUUAUGAGCCGUACUGGUGGGAGGGUGCCGAGCCGCUCUGGAUCACCGCUACUAAACAGGGCAGGAAGGUCAACAUGUACUACUGGCCAACCUGUGAAGUGCCCAUCUUCAACACCUUACCAAACAAGUGCGAGCCGUACGUAGGCUAUCCGACCUAUCGCAACAUCACCAACAGCAUAGACGAGAUAGUCCAACUCUUCGGUGAACGCACUAUCGACAUGGCUUUCGUUUACUACGAAGAUGUCGACCGGUUCGGCCAUGCUCAUGGCGUCGAGUCCCAGCAGCGGGUAGAGGCAACUCGUGACGUCGACCGGUUCCUGGAAUAUCUUCGGGAGAAUCUUCGCAGAACUGGCCAGACUGAAGAUGUGAAUGUAGUGGUGAUGUCCGACCACGGCAUGGCCACAGUUGAGUUCGGUCCCAGCGGCGGUUAUGUACCACUCAGCAGCUACAUAGACCAGAACGACCUCAACAACCCCGUCUUCUACGAGACGUCUUAUGUCAGUAUGUGGCCAAAGGAGGGGCGUUUGGACAAGGUGUAUGCAGAUCUUCAACGAGUUCCUCACUCAGUAGCCUAUAAAAAGGAGGAGAUUCCUGAGGGCUGGCACUACAAGAACGGACAAUACGUUCCACCGCUUCUGUUGGUGACGACCUUCCCGUAUAUCGUUCGCAAGGACAGUGUGGUGACGUCACGCCGGUUGGGCUCCCACGCCUGGGACAACGCCCUGAUGGACAUGAAGGGCGUCUUCAUGGCAGUAGGGCCAGACUUCAGGGCCGGCUUCGAGGGCGAUUCCAUCCACCAGGUGGACGUCUAUCAAAUGAUGUGUGAGAUAACUGCUGUCUCCCCCCGGUCACACAAUGGUUCCGCCCUGAGGAUCCAGGGCCUUCUCAGCAACCCCAUCGGUGGCGCCAGAACAACCUCCCAGGUCACGUGGGUAACAGCAGCAGGUUUUGCUGUUUCCCUCUUGUUCAGCAAGUCAUACUGACACACGGGUGCCCGUACGUGGAACCGGACGUCUCUUUCCAACACAGAUAUUCGACCCUUUACUGACGUGAGAAAGUUUGUUUCCCAUCCAGCGAUGUGGGUCAUCUAAAGUUCGAGUUAUAUGUAGUUUGCGCUGUUCUUGCACCCUUACAGUUUGUGCUGUGUCGCUGCACUAUGUUAUGUAACGUUACAGAUGUCAGCGACGGUAAUUAUAUCGUUGUCUGUUUAUCGAUGACAUGAAUGAAGGCGUCGUUAUGUGUAUAGAGACACAAAUGUAUCAGAUGAAGGUUCCAAGUCCCUUAAAUUGUCAUUGAUGGCAUUUUACUGGGAAACUAGACAAGUAUGACAAUGUUGCUAUCUCCAUCACUUUGCAUUAUAAGUCAUAUGCUGUUGAUACCUAGUUGUAUGUAUCGAUUUUGUUUAGCUAUUUUAGCUAUUUGUGUUCUUUUUGCACAACACGCAAACCCGUGCGAGUGGUUUUCAGCACCAAGGACAGAGCAAGUCGUUCUCAAAGAAAUGGUUUAGAAGUAGAAUCAACAUCGUGCCAAUUUGUAACAGUUGUAGACAUUACGCUCUUUUGUUUGAUUAAUGGAACAUACAAAAUACCAUUUUAGUAGUUUGUCCUAUUAUUGACGCAUCGUCUUUCUUGUUUAUAGAUAUUAG
This is a messenger RNA of Branchiostoma floridae (Florida lancelet), 2473 nucleotides long. RefSeq names its product glycerophosphocholine cholinephosphodiesterase ENPP6-like. The record is from RefSeq and is a predicted model, not a curated record. NCBI's taxonomy places the organism in Eukaryota, Metazoa, Chordata, Leptocardii, Amphioxiformes, Branchiostomatidae. The coding region runs from base 498 to 1811 and encodes 437 amino acids. The transcript has 8 exons.